GCAUAAGAUUCCUUUCUUUCUAAUUCUUAAUUUUUCUCUUAAAAAGUAAACAAAAAAUCAGUAUAUAUUCAUAUAUACCCAAAAGCAAACCCAAAGUCCUUCAAUUUCAUAUAGUGUCAACUUUGUCCAUUAUUAUAUAUAUUUAAUUAUUUAUAUAAAUAUUUAUAUAAUUGCUUGUCCAAACUACUACUCUUCAUCACGUAAUUAUAGUUUCCAUCCAUGGCUUCAGAUUCCAGUAAUUCAAACCUUAGAAUCAUCGUUGAAAGCAAUCCUUCAGAGUCACGCCUAGCUGAGUUGAAUAUUAAGUGCUGGCCCAAAUGGGGUUGCGCUCCAGGGAAAUACCAAUUGAAAUUUGAUGCAGAGGAGACAUGUUAUUUGUUGAAAGGGAAGGUGAAGGCAUAUCCAAAAGGGUCAUCAGAUUUUGUGGAGUUUGGUGCUGGGGACCUUGUGAUUUUACCGAAAGGACUUAGUUGUACUUGGCAUGUUUCUGUUGCAGUAGACAAGUACUACAAAUUUGAGUCAUCAAAUCAUUCUUCUUCUUCUUCUUCUUGAUCAUUAUGAGAUCUUCUUAUAGUUUUAUAAUUGGAUCAUUCAUGAUUAGUGAAAUUUGUGAUUAGAGUUA
Messenger RNA from Arachis duranensis, 622 nucleotides. RefSeq lists its product as uncharacterized. The record is from RefSeq and is a predicted model, not a curated record. Lineage: Eukaryota; Viridiplantae; Streptophyta; Magnoliopsida; Fabales; Fabaceae. The transcript is spliced from 2 exons. The coding region runs from base 220 to 552 and encodes 110 amino acids.